AUGCCGAAAACCAAGUCAGACGAAAGAGUGGAGGAUGCCAUCAUUCGUCGCAAGGCUAUUCUGACAAACCUAUCGGAUGUGGAAAGGUUUACGAGAGAGUUCAACGUGGAUCGUGAUGUUGGGCGCCUCCAAGUUCGACAAGAUCUAGUUGAUAGGAUCUACGACCAAUUCCAGAAAACGCAAACCGUCAUCGAGAAGUGGGAUGGGUCAGACCGGCUCGAAAUGCGUUUGGCUGAGAGAUCGACCAUCGAGGAAAGGUUUUGUGAGGUGAAAGCAUUCCUGUUGAACAACAUCCCAGAAAGGUUGAGUAGUACCACAUCAUCCGAGCCGACCGUACCAGCCAGGACAGCUAUGUUUCACCUACGCUUGCCCAAAAUAGAUUUGCCGAGGUUCGAUGGUGAUUUUUCACGAUGGUUGUCGUUCCGAGACACGUUCAAGUCUAUGGUGCAUUCGAAUCCAGACGUUCCAGCGGUUGCAAAGCUGCAGUACCUCCUACAGAGUCUAGAAGGCGAAGCCAAGAAACCUUUUGAGUCCGUGAACGUUGAGGCUGACAGUUAUCUCAUCACUUGGGAAGCGUUGAUGAAGAGGUAUGAUAACCAGCGGUAUCUGAAACGACAGCUCUUCAGGGCAAUGUAUGACCUCCAACCUUUGAGAGAGGAGUCUUCGAAGGAUCUUCAUACCUUGACAGAUGACUUUGAUCGCCACGUGAAGGCCAUGGCUAAACUGAGUGAGCCGGUAGGUUACUGGGAUACUCCACUAGUGAAUCUACUGUGCUACAAACUGGAUCCAACGACACUUCGAGCCUGGGAGGAGAAAACAAGCGACCUGAGAGACAUCACUUACCAAGAGUUGAUCGAUUUCCUGUAUUCUCGAGCGAUGAUGCUGAGGACGAUCGUCACAGAAGAACAGCGCAACCUGCAAACGAUUCCAGCGAGGAUGACGGAUUCCCAACCGAAGAAGGCGUUCCGAUUAGUGGCCAAUCCUGUUGCGUCUGAUCCAAAAACCGAUUUACCCGUGUGCGUAGUAUGUUCCGAACGACACCAUCUAUUUCGCUGUAGGAAAUUCGCCAGCUUCUCUCCCUACAACCGACGGCAAGUUGUCACAUCCCAUCGUUUGUGUUGGAAUUGUUUCAAUUCCGGCCAUUUAGCUCGAAACUGUUCCUCCAGACACACUUGUCGUUUUUGCAGUGGAAAGCAUCACUCUCUCCUCCACGAUGCAAUCAAGACCAGCUUUUUCAAUUCGCUACCGGAACCAACGUCGCUACUGCCGAAUUCGUCCCUACCAGCUCCGCAGCGCAGUACCGUUCCUCCAGAUGCAGAUCCGCAACCAUCAACUUCGAGCCAACAAGUAUGUAUGACUGUUCAGGCAUCAAACAGUACAGUUUUACUAGAAACGGUGAUGCUUUUGGUGGUUGACAGUACGGGGAAGGAAAUUCCGGCGCGAGCGCUACUGGAUUCUGCUAGUAUGUGCAGCUUCAUGACGAAGAAGUUGGCCAACACUCUCGAUCUCCACCGUUCUACCGUUGACAUUGCCGUUUCCGGGAUUGGUGAGUCAUCCAAGCAGAUCAAGCGCCAGUUAACAGCAAAGAUUCGUUCAACUGUCACCAAGUAUGCAACGGAGCUAGAUUUCUUGAUCCUGAAAAGGCCAACAGUCUGUCUACCGACUGUGAAAAUGGAUGUCGCUGCUUGGAAAAUUCCCGACGUUGACCUGGCUGAUCCUCAUUUCUUUAUUCCUGCGGACAUUGAUCUCGUCGUUGGCGGAGAAGUGUAUCACGAACUUCAUGGCGGCAGAAAGAUUUCCCUCGGCAAUGAGAUGCCGACUCUAGUUGAGACUGUAUUUGGUUGGGCUGUAUCCGGAUCGGUUCCAAUAAAUUCCUCCGAAACUCCCCGGUUAUGCCAUCUUACGACCAUCGAUCGAGACCAAGAACAAUCCACCGAAAGGUUUUGGGAACUGGAAUCUCUGUUGCCGUCUCAAGCUCUGUCAGCUGAAGAAACAAAGUGUGAAGAAGUGUUCAGUGCUACCACCAUUCGCGAUUCGUCCGGUCGUUUCGUUUUUAGAUUGCCACUCACUAGUGAUCCCCUGGUACGUGUUGAAGAAUCCAGAUCCAUCGCCGAGUGCCGCUUCCAAAGUCUAGUGAGGAGACUUAAGCGAGAUCCUGCCACUCGAGAAGCCUACGUUUGUUUCAUGGCCGACUACGAACGUUUGGGUCACAUGAUCAAGUUGACUGAUCCAGUAGACGACUCUGUCCCCCACUGCUAUCUACCACAUCAUCCAGUCUUCAAGGAGUCAAGCACAAGCACCAAGGUCCGUGUUGUUUUUGACGCUUCGUGCAAGACAUCAACCGGUUACUCCAUCAACGAUAUGCAGUUGGUGGGACCUACUAUCCAGGACGAUCUACUGUCGAUCAUUAUGCGCUUCCGAACCUACCCAAUCGCACUCGUAGCCGACAUUGAGAAGAUGUACCGCCAAAUACAACUGCACCUGGACAACUCACCAUUUUUAGCCACCCUUGCAUCGACCGGCCGUCUUCCAUCUUCAUCGCAGUGGAGGUACAUCCGCACAAAACUGGAUUUGGAUGGAGUUAUUCGGAUUAGAAGAGUUCUGGCCAACGCAACCGUUCCAGAAGCUACGAUGCAUCAAAUUGUUCUGCUCGCGAAACACCCACUUUAA
This is a messenger RNA of Uranotaenia lowii, 2670 nucleotides long. RefSeq lists its product as uncharacterized. The transcript has a single exon. Lineage: Eukaryota; Metazoa; Arthropoda; Insecta; Diptera; Culicidae. The record is from RefSeq and is a predicted model, not a curated record. The coding region runs from base 1 to 2670 and encodes 889 amino acids. Gene Ontology annotation, molecular function: nucleic acid binding; zinc ion binding.